AUGCGGCAGAAAUACAGCUUCUGUGCUAUCUUCAUAGCUUUUGUCUUUUUUAAAGCCGAUGCAUAUGAUCCUUUGGAUCCAUUUGGGAACAUUACAAUGAAAUGGGAUGUCAUAUCUUGGACGGCGGAUGGAUAUGUGGCACUUGUGACAAUGAACAACUUUCAAAUGUAUCGACACAUCCCGAGCCCUGGGUGGACCUUAGGAUGGCAAUGGCAAAAGAAAGAAGUGAUAUGGUCAAUAGUAGGGGCACAAGCAACAGAACAAGGGGAUUGUUCAAAGUUUAAAGGAAAUGUGCCACAUUGUUGUAAGAAAAACCCCAUAGUUGUAGAUUUGCUUCCUGGAGUACCUUAUAAUCAACAGAUUGCCAAUUGCUGCAAGGCUGGGGUAAUGUCGUCAUAUGGACAAGACCCUGAAGGGGCAGUUUCAUCCUUUCAAGUGAGCGUUGGACUUUCUGGAACUUCAAAUAAGACCGUAAAACUCCCCAAGAAUUUCGUCCUGCUUGGUCCCGGCCCGGGCUAUUCUUGUGGCCCUGCUACAAUUGUGCCUUCCACCAUGUAUCUUACUCCAGAUCAUCGAAGAAAAACUCAAGCAUUGAUGACAUGGAACGUGACAUGCACUUACUCACAAUUCCUAGCAUCCAAGAAUCCAAGCUGUUGUGUUUCCUUCUCGUCUUUCUACAACAAUACAAUCACUCCUUGCCCAUCUUGUUCUUGUGGUUGCCAGGGCAAGAAAGAUUGCAUAAAGAGCGAUUCAUACAAACUAAAAACAGUGGGAAUAAACACUCCAAGAAAGGAUAAUGCACCACUUCUCCAAUGCACUCAUCAUAUGUGUCCCAUACGAGUCCAUUGGCACGUGAAGAUCAAUUACAAGGACUAUUGGCGCGUAAAAAUUGCCAUAACUAAUUUCAAUUACAAAAUGAAUUAUACACAGUGGACGCUCGUGGCUCAGCAUCCCAGUCUCAACAAUGUCACUCAAGUUUUCAGCUUCGAUUACAAGCCUUUAGUCCCCUAUCAGUCCAUCAAUGAUACUGCCAUGUUCUAUGGCAUGAAGUUUUACAAUGACUUGUUGAUGGAAGCUGGACCUUCUGGAAAUGUUCAAACUGAGGUGCUCCUAAGGAAAGACAAGGAGAUAUUUACACUGAAACAGGGAUGGGCAUUUCCUCGAAAAAUUUAUUUCAAUGGGGAUGAGUGCAAACUUCCUCCACCCGAUGCUUACCCUUCUCUACCUAACUCAGCCUACGGAUGCCUAAUGCCAUUUUCAAGCAUUGCAGGGAAGAGCCACUUCUAG
Molecule: messenger RNA, 1287 nt
Organism: Fraxinus pennsylvanica
Lineage: Eukaryota; Viridiplantae; Streptophyta; Magnoliopsida; Lamiales; Oleaceae
Source: the annotation of a GenBank genome assembly